AUGGAUAAUCUUGGUCCUCUUGAAAAUAUCAGUGUAAGUGAAGACCCGAUUCUAAAUGAUACAGAAAAAAACACCUAUAAUUGGAGUCGUAGUAACAGUAGUAAUGUUGAUCAUUUAGUCGGCGUUAGGGACAUUCGGAAUUUAAACGUGGAUGACACUUUUUUAGUUUUAGGUAGGGAUAAUAAAAAAGAUGGUUAUUCCAUAUAUUUUGAUAUUGAAAAUCAAGUUUUUGGGAUUGACAAUAAUCAUUCUUUUUUGAGUGAACUAGAAAAUUCUUUUUCUAGUUAUUGGAAUUCUAGUUAUUUAAAUAAGGGGUCUAGGAGUGACGAUUCCCACUAUGAUUAUUAUAUGUAUGAUACUAAAUAUAGUUGGAAUAAUUACAUCAAUAGUUGCAUUGACAGUUAUCUUCGUUCUCAAAUCGGGAUUGAUAGUUAUAUUUUAAGUGGUAGUGAACAUUACAGCGAAAGUUACAUUUCUACUUACAUUUGGGGUGAAAGUAGAAAUAGUAGUGAAAACGGGAAUUCCAGGCUAAGAACUAGCACGAACGGCAGCGAUUUCGCUCUAAGAGAAAAUUCUAAUGAUCUCGGCGUAACUCAAAAAUACAAGCAUUUGUGGGUUCAAUGUGAAAUUUGUUAUGGAUUAAAUUAUAAGAAAUUUUUUAAAUCAAAAAUGAAUAUUUGUGAACAAUGUGGAUAUCAUUUGAAAAUGAGUAGUUCAGAUAGAAUUGAACUUUCGAUUGAUCCAGGCACUUGGGAUCCUAUGGAUGAGGACAUGUUCUCUCUGGAUCCCAUUGACUUUCAUUCGGAGGAAGAACCUUAUAAAGAUCGUAUUGAUUCUUAUCAAAAAAAGACAGGAUUAACCGAGGCCAUUCAAACCGGCAUAGGUCAACUAAACGGCAUUCCCGUAGCAAUUGGGGUUAUGGAUUUUCAGUUUAUGGGGGGUAGUAUGGGAUCGGUAGUAGGCGAGAAAAUUACUCGUUUAAUCGAGUAUGCUACCAAUAAAUUUUUACCUCUUAUUCUAGUGUGUGCUUCCGGAGGAGCACGCAUGCAAGAAGGAAGUUUGAGCUUGAUGCAAAUGGCUAAAAUUUCUUCCGCUUUAUAUGAUUAUCAAUCGAAUAAAAAGUUAGUUUAUGUAUCAAUCCUUACAUCUCCUACGACUGGGGGGUGA
Messenger RNA from Dovyalis caffra, 1167 nucleotides. Lineage: Eukaryota; Viridiplantae; Streptophyta; Magnoliopsida; Malpighiales; Salicaceae. The record is from the annotation of a GenBank genome assembly.